Oikopleura dioica is the source of this 1224-nucleotide messenger RNA. The record is from the annotation of a GenBank genome assembly. NCBI's taxonomy places the organism in Eukaryota, Metazoa, Chordata, Appendicularia, Copelata, Oikopleuridae.
AUGACCGAAACGAAACCACAAGAACCGAAGCCCGUCCCAGCGCAAGAUGCUGCGGAGCAACAAUCGCCUCAAGAAGUCGACGAGGCACAAGACAAGUUUCAGACAGUUGGCGCCAAAAACCACCGCGUCGAGAACAUCAAGAAAAAUUACUCAAAACCGAAUAUCAGAAAACGAACAGAGUCCUGGUCGCAAAAAGAUCAUCAGCUUACCCGAGCGCUUGCAGGCAUCCUGCGCCACGGAAUGAUGGGCUUUCAACCUGACGAGUCUGGAUUCCUCUAUCUUGACGACAUCCUGAAGCACCAUCACUUCAAGGACACGCUCAAAGUCGGAGAAGACGACCUCAAGCGAGUUGGCGAGCUGGAGGACAAGAAGGGCGUUAAAAUGUUCGAGCUCGUACACGACGGUAAACUGUGGAAGAUGCGUGCCCGAGCGACAAACAACCCGGCUGGAGUCGAGGUCUCGCUCAAAAUGGCUGCCGAGUACCCCGUCUGUGUCCAUGGCACCUGGUGGAAGGCAUGGGAGGAUAUGAAGAAGAAAGGAAUUUCCCGUCUCGGCCGUAAUCCUAUUCACUUCUGCUCCGGAAUGAUUGGCAGAGGUGGUGUGAUCCCCGGCAUUCGAUCCAACUGCGAAGUCCUCGUCUACAUCGAUCUCCAGCGCGCUAUCAAGGACAAGAUCAAAUUCUACCGCGAUGAAGACGGCGUCCUCAGCACUCACGGAAACAAGCACUCCGUAAUUUCACCAAAAUAUUUUACCCACGCGAUUCACGUCUCUCCUACCACCGGACAGCAAAUCUACUGUGAAGACUUAUCAAAUUUGAAAGGAGUAGAGGGAGAAGCCCACGAGUCUGUUCGCCCGCAGAGAAAUCAAGGAAAUCAAGGCCGUGGUGGACGCGGCGGCGGACGUGGAAGAGGUCGUGGUCGCGGAGGUGGUCGAGGUGGAUCCAGAGCUGAGUCAAGAGCGUCUGAAGUCAAGCCAGACGGACCUGCAGGAGAUAACACUGAAAAUCCAACAAUCAAUGAAGAUGGCAGCGCUGCGGCAACAAAACCAAAAAACAACCGACCUCGUCGCAAUCGAAAUCGUAACAAAAACAAAACGGAUAACAACAAGGACAAACCAGCACAGGAUGAAACCAAAAAAGAGGGAACCCCAGCGAACUCCGAUGAAGUUCAAAAAGUCACCGAGAAAGUUCAAAAGCUCGAUGUUGCUGCUGAAGAGUCGAAAUAA